AUCAGGUCGGAGGAUGGAGUCAGGUGGGGGGCCGCGCUGGGAGCGGAUCCGCCACCGUCCAAGCAGCCGCCGCUGCCGCCGCCGCAGAUCAACAUAACUCUAUAAUGGACCAAAACUGAUUUCUUCAUGGUCUGGGAUGUAUACUGGCAGGCACAGACUGCUUGCUUAGAUGUCAUAAAACGGACUUAACAAAGGGCCAUAAAACAGGGAAUCGUCUCUGCCUGGAUGUGUCGGAACUACGCUCCAACUUGAGACUUGAGUCUGGGGGGGUUCUUCCCCCACCCCACUGGGAAAGUGGAGAGCUCCCUUUGCAAUCCUUUCUGGUUGGUUUGGGGGUGCAUGCCAACUGAAAGGAACGGCUGCAAAAAUGGCGACCCCUGUUACCAAGACCGCAUGGAAGCUACAGGAAAUUGUGGCCCAUGCCAGCAAUGUGUCUUCCCUGGUGUUGGGCAAAGGCUCAGGACGGCUCUUAGCAACGGGAGGAGAUGAUUGUCGGGUCAACCUAUGGUCAGUUAACAAGCCCAAUUGCAUCAUGAGCUUAACUGGCCACACUUCCCCUGUGGAGAGCGUUCGACUCAACACUCCCGAGGAGCUCAUUGUGGCUGGAUCCCAGUCAGGCUCCAUUCGUGUUUGGGACCUGGAAGCUGCCAAAAUUCUUCGUACCUUAAUGGGACAUAAAGCCAACAUCUGCAGCCUGGACUUCCAUCCCUAUGGGGAGUUUGUGGCCUCUGGUUCUCAGGAUACAAACAUUAAGCUCUGGGACAUACGGAGAAAAGGCUGUGUGUUCCGGUACAAGGGACAUACCCAGGCUGUGAGAUGUCUUCGGUUUAGCCCCGAUGGGAAAUGGUUAGCGUCUGCUGCAGAUGACCACAGCGUGAAGCUUUGGGAUCUGACUGCUGGGAAGAUGAUGUCCGAGUUCCUGGGACACACGGGGCCUGUCAAUGUGGUAGAGUUUCACCCAAAUGAGUACCUCCUGGCUUCUGGAAGCUCUGACAGGACAAUCCGCUUCUGGGAUCUGGAGAAGUUCCAGGUGGUCAGCUGCAUUGAAGGGGAGCCUGGGCCUGUCAGGAGUAUCCUCUUCAACCCCGACGGCUGCUGCUUGUACAGCGGGUGCCAAGACUCCCUCCGAGUGUAUGGCUGGGAGCCCGAGCGCUGCUUCGACGUGGUCUCGGUGAACUGGGGCAAGGUGGCCGACCUGACCACCUGCAACAACCAGCUGAUCGGCGUCUCCUUUGCCCAGAGCAACGUUUCCUCAUAUGUGGUGGAUCUGAACCGGGUGACGAGGUCUGGGACUGUUGUGCAUGACCCAGUACAGGACAGCAGACCCGUGGCUCAACCCACACCCACGGGUUCCUCCAUCCGCCGAGGCUACGAGAGGCCAGCCACAGCCUGCAGCAAGCCCCAGAGGGUGAAACAUAACUCUGAGAGUGAGAGGCGAAGCCCCAGCAGUGAGGACGACCGUGAUGAGCGUGAGUCCAGGGCCGAGAUCCAGAACGCCGAGGACUACAAGGAGAUCUUCCAGCCCAAGAACAGCAUCAGUCGGACUCCGCCCCAGAGGACUGAGCCGUUCCCCGCCCCUCCGGAGGAUGACAUGGCCAUAGCAAAGGAGGCAUCCAAGCCCAGCCAGGCCAUGGACAUUCAGCUCCCGAUGCCAAACAGAGGAAACUCUGACUUGGUGCCCAGGCUUCCCAUUGCCACCUCCACCCCGAUGCCCAAAGCUGAGCCUGCUGUCAUUCCUGCUGCCAGAAAUGAGCCCAUCGGGCUCAGAGCCUCCGACUUCCUACCUGCCGUGAAGAUGCCCAACCAGUCAGAGAUGGUCGAUGAAGAUGCCAUGUCCCAGAUCCGAAAGGGCCACGAUACCAUGUGUGUGGUCCUGACCAGCCGUCACAAGAACCUGGAUACGGUGCGAGCUGUCUGGACCACGGGGGACAUCAAGACAUCCGUGGACUCGGCCGUGGCCAUAAACGACCUGUCAGUGGUGGUCGACCUUCUCAACAUAGUGAAUCAGAAAGCGUCCCUUUGGAAACUGGACCUUUGUACCACUGUCCUCCCCCAGAUUGAGAAGCUGCUUCAGAGCAAAUAUGAAAGCUACGUGCAGACGGGAUGCACCUCCUUAAAGCUGAUCCUGCAGCGGUUCCUACCCCUGAUCACAGAUAUCCUGGCUGCCCCGCCCUCUGUGGGGGUAGACAUCAGCCGAGAGGAGAGACUCCACAAGUGCAGGCUGUGCCACAAGCAGCUGAAGACGAUCAGCCACCUCAUCAAGAACAAGUCCGGCCUCAGCGGGCGCCACGGCAGUGCCUUCAGGGAGCUGCAGCUGCUCAUGGCCCCCUUGGACUGAGUGACCGGCUCGCCCCGCGCACGCACGCACCCCCUCUGCCUCCUGUGGCCACCCCAGGCUUCGUGGUUCUGUCUGCCUGCAGCUCCCGGGCUGCGGCGAGGCCCGGAGCCCGGCUCUCCCACCCGCGUCGCCUCUCCGUUCUCCCCAUCCCGGAGCGGCUUUGGGGCCCAGCCGCGUCUGUCCGGUUCGGACCCGUGUGGACUUUGUCCUGAGAGACUCGGCCCUCGCCCCAGGGACCGCACAGUGCUCGGGCAGGCGCGUGGCUGCCCGGCGUCACAGCUCUGCGCAUCUCCUGGAGGGGGAGGAGGAGCCUGGGCCACCACGGGGCUCCUGCUGAUGACUGUUCUCCAAUAAACCGCUGUCCGACUUGG
This is a messenger RNA of Phascolarctos cinereus (koala), 2709 nucleotides long. It is a transcript of the gene KATNB1, whose product is annotated as katanin regulatory subunit B1. The record is from RefSeq and is a predicted model, not a curated record. Gene Ontology annotation, biological process: microtubule depolymerization; microtubule severing. Lineage: Eukaryota; Metazoa; Chordata; Mammalia; Diprotodontia; Phascolarctidae. Gene Ontology annotation, molecular function: microtubule binding. Gene Ontology annotation, cellular component: katanin complex.